GAAGAUGGCGGCGCCCGUGGAAGUCUGUCAUGUCGCCUGCUGCGCCAACCGGGCGGGCGGCGGGGUCGUGUCCUGGGGAUCGGGGGGGCUCCUCGCUUUCGGCAGCUGCCACGACGUCAUUCUCUACGAGCCGGCGGCGAGGCGGACGGCCGCCGCCCUCCGCGGCCACGCCGGCAGGGUGAACUGCGUGCGCUGGGUCCGCCGGCGGGACGGGGCUUUUGCAACAGAGUUAAUUUCUGGUGGAUCUGAUAAACAGCUCAUUCUUUGGGAAUGGCACGGAACAGUAACGUGGAAUAAUCAGCUUGUGAAAAGCGUUCCUCUGAAAGGCCAUACUGAAGCUGUGUGUGCUGUGGAUGCUGUCUACCAGUCAGAUGAACCUGAUCUAAACCUGCUGAUAGCUUCUGCAGCUUCUGACUCGACUGUGAGAAUCUGGUCUCGGCGUGGUUCAGAAGCUAAAUGCAUUGAAAUUCUGCAGUUUGGAAAUGGAUUUGUUAUGGAUGUCUGUUUAUCCUUCUUGCCUGGCAGCAAUUUGCCAAUACUGGCUUGCGGUGGUGAUGACUGCAAAAUAAGUUUGUUUAUACAGCAGAAUGAUCAGUUUCAGAAAACGUUAAUACUCCCUGGCCAUGAAGAUUGGAUAAGAGGCAUCGAAUGGGCAGUCUGUGGUGAAGACCUUUUCUUAGCAAGCUGUGCUCAGGAUUGUUUGAUAAGAAUUUGGAAAGUGUGUACAAAAUCAAAACACCUUCCAGAAACUGAAGACGAUUGCAUAAGACUGAAAGAGAACGUUUUUACUGUAAAGGAUACUGAUACAACAUAUGCAAUUACUUUGGAGUCGGUGUUGGCUGGUCAUGAAAACUGGGUGUAUGCAGUUCACUGGCAACCUUCAUUUCCCAAAGAUGGCAGCAUGCAGCAACCAAUGAGGAUAUUGUCUGCGUCAAUGGACAAAACUGUGAUCAUCUGGGAACCUGAUAAGGAAACUGGAGUCUGGCUAGAACAGGUGCGAGUAGGUGAAGUAGGUGGCAAUACCCUUGGAUUUUUUGACUGCCAGUUUAGUCCAGAUGGUUCAAUGGUCGUUGCUCAUGCUUUUCAUGGAGCGCUACAUCUUUGGAAACAGGCUACAGUUAAUAAGAAAGAAUGGACUCCAGAAGUUGUGAUUUCGGGACAUUUUAACAGUGUAGAGGAUGUAAAGUGGGAUCCAGAAGGAGAGUUUAUCGUCAGUGUUGGUUCUGAUCAAACUACUAGACUCUUUGCUCCAUGGAAAAGAAAACAAGAGACAGAGGUAACCUGGCAUGAAAUUGCAAGGCCUCAAGUCCAUGGAUAUGAUAUGCGUUGUCUGGCAAUGAUCGGCCGGUUUCAGUUUGUGUCGGGAGCAGACGAAAAAGUGCUUCGAGUUUUUCGUGCUCCAAAGAACUUUAUAGAAAAUUUCAGUAACAUUGCUGGAAUUCCAAUGGAGAAGCUGUGCUCCCACGAAUCAUCUGAUCUUCCAGAAGGUGCAACUGUGCCAGCUUUGGGAUUAUCCAAUAAAGCUGUUUUUGAAGGAGAUAUGGCUGUCCAACCAGCUGAGGAGGAAGAAACAUUUAAUACCAUUUCGAAUCAGUAUCCUGAGAUUUAUUUUCAACCCUUGAUCCUUACAGAACCUCCCCCCGAGGAUCACUUGCUGCAGAAUACCUUGUGGCCUGAAGUUCAGAAGUUGUAUGGACAUGGAUAUGAAAUUUUUUGUGUUGCUUGCAAUAAUUCAAACACUGUGAUUGCCUCGGCAUGUAAGGCUUCCAAAAAGGAACAUGCAGCAAUUAUUUUGUGGAGCACUAGUUCUUGGAAGAAACUGCAGAGUUUGUCAUUUCACAAUCUGACUGUUACUCAACUGGCAUUUUCUCCUAACGACCAAUUUUUAUUAGCGGUUUCUAGAGACAGGAAUUGGUCACUGUGGAGGAAACAAGACUCAUCGGAGUCAGGACCAGCCUUCAGCUGCUGCGCGUACACAGACAAAAAUACAGCUGUUCACAGUCGAAUCAUUUGGUCUUGUGAUUGGACACCAGAUAGCAAGUAUUUUAUUACUGGCAGUCGGGACAAAAAGGUUGUUAUCUGGGGCCAGUGUGAUUUGUCUGUGACUACUGAAGGGAAUAUGUUGGGUUUAAUCAAACCCUGUUCAACAGUACUGGAUGCUGGGGAUUCUGUCACUGCUGUCAGUAUCAGCCGUGUGCUUACUCCUGAUGGAAGAUAUAUUGUUGCAGUAGGCUUAGAGAAUGGGAAGAUUAUUUUGUACACAUGGAAGCAGAGUGGACAAGAACCAGCUCCAGCUGAUUGGACCACGUGUGUGGAGAUAGAUAACAGCCAAAGUCAUGCUCUUGCUGUGAAACGUUUAUGUUGGAGACAUCACAUGGGCAGAGCUGGACAUAACGAUCAGAACAGCAGCGAGUGGUUGCAGCUUGCAAGUUGUGGAGCUGAUCACUGUGUUAAGAUAUUCAGUGUCAACAGGCUUGCUUUGUAGCAAAGGCAGCAGGCCUGUCUGGACAAAACGAAUUCACAUUUUAUUUCAGCUUUAACCAUUUUGAUUGUUGAAUUUUCUGUCUUCUGCUGCGGAGAGUCAAACAUCUGACAUAUAAUUUAUUAAAGCAACUUUUAUGGUAGUUUGAAAUGUCUAAUUCUGCAGUUCCAGGAAUAUGAAGCAUUUUUUAUGUUUCGGUUGGUCAAUUUCCUGAAACUGACAAAUGGGAGGUGGGGUAGGGCACGGGGGAAUGAUGAGAUGACUUUGUUCACUGUUACUCCAAGUGUGGGAAGCUGCCAGUACUUGGGGGAUUCCGUGCUUGGGAUUGCGAGUGGGGUACUGAAUUGUUUUCAACUCCUUAUUCCUAUUAAACUCAACUGUCAGUUGACUUGCCAACGCUGACACUGUGUGUUUAAGCGUGUGCAGUUAACCAGACAUCAGAGUUAAACAUACAACUUUCUCUCAUUGCCUCUGAAUGUAUGUUACAGUCCUGAUCCAAGUCUUGGACCACCUUACUUUAGAAGGAAUAGUUUGUGUCUGAAUGCUUGGACAGGCCCGCUUGUUUGUUUUUCCUGUCUGUAUUUCUCUUUCUUCUGCUGUGCAGAGUGCUGGGCUCAUGCUGGUUCUUCAUGUGGACCUUAAAUCCUAACUCACAGAGCACUUAUAUCUUCUGGUGUCUUGUCUGUCCUGUGUACCUGUGAGUAUUCUCUGAGCAGUGUCAUAGAAGACCCCCCCCUUACUCUUCCUGAGGGCUGUCCUCUACAGUGUGGGCUGGAAAAGCUGACAAGUAUCAGUAGGCAGGAGCUGAAAGGUGGCAACUAUUUCUUAUACUGCCUUUGGACUCUUCCUGACUUUUGAGUGUUCCUUAUCUAUUCUGGUGUGAAGUCAAACUGGUUAACUUAUUUGUCUGAUUGUCUUGUAUUUUAAAUAGAAUGAUCAUAGACCUCAGCAUGUCUGUCUCCAAUUCUGGAGUCUAAUUAGAAAUCAGUUAAAAUUUCAGAGUGAAAUUAUUUUUGUUCCUGAACAAAUUGCUACCCAAACAGGUAGUGCAGAAAUAAUUGGAAUUGUGCUUAACUUUUACUGUGUUACAACUUUAUCUAAAGAAUACAUUCAUUCAGAAUGGGCCAAAUUCUUUUCAGAAUAAUUAUAGUUUGUUUUAAAGGUUUUUAUAUUUUAGCUUUUUAUUUUCAAUUCUAUUUUUCAGCAUUAAAAAAGUCUUUAAAAUGUAUUAAGGGAAUAAACAUUCAACUUCUUAAUAAAGAUGCUUUGCUACAUUUUA
Messenger RNA from Calidris pugnax (ruff), 3761 nucleotides. RefSeq names its product elongator acetyltransferase complex subunit 2 (gene ELP2). Bases 5 to 2485 code for a protein of 826 amino acids. The transcript has 22 exons. The record is from RefSeq and is a predicted model, not a curated record. Lineage: Eukaryota; Metazoa; Chordata; Aves; Charadriiformes; Scolopacidae. Gene Ontology annotation, biological process: tRNA wobble uridine modification. Gene Ontology annotation, molecular function: protein binding. Gene Ontology annotation, cellular component: elongator holoenzyme complex.